Messenger RNA from Asterias rubens (European starfish), 1893 nucleotides. RefSeq names its product short-chain collagen C4-like. NCBI's taxonomy places the organism in Eukaryota, Metazoa, Echinodermata, Asteroidea, Forcipulatida, Asteriidae. The transcript is spliced from 6 exons. The record is from RefSeq and is a predicted model, not a curated record. The coding region runs from base 182 to 1342 and encodes 386 amino acids.
UUUAAUGCCAUUAUGGAGACACUUCCGUGAAACACAAACAUGGCGACUUUGUCGGGGCGACUCAGUCUGUUUGGUUCGACAUUGUGAGGGGCGACUUUGCUGGUACGAGUUUAAAAGUUUAGGGUAUUAUAAGGGCCCAUUCGCCGAGAUGCCACAUUUUGUGUGACUGUCCUCGCAGGAAAUGACGUCCAUGAAGAAGUUGUCUGGCUUUCCAUCGCUUGAUAGAAGUGAAAUGCUUGUUCCAUCUGAGAGACGUGGACAGCUUUGGCGAUGGUUUAUUGCUGGAACGCUGCUCAACCUGUGCAUCACCGCUGCGUUGGUUGGCUUAACGACGUUCUACUUCAGCACGGAGUUGCAGUCCGUUAGGGUCCAGAUGGAAUCUCACGGAGAGCGUCUGGCAUUAUUGGAGAAAAUUCCUCUACCAACAAGCCACAACGAUGUGCCAGGCGCACUCGAUGAGCUCUUGUCGAGACAGAGACGACGCCGGGACGCAGCUUCGUCCAUGGACUACGGAUACGGGCCCGGUGUUAGAGAUGACUCGAACGCCUCGUCAGCGCUCGUACCGAACUCAGAUCGACCACUUAUGACAAGACCUUGUCGUGACGGGCGGGAUGGAAGGGAUGGUAUGGAUGGACGGGACGGGAGGCAAGGAGAUUCGGGCGUGGCAGGUCCACCGGGAGAAAAGGGUGAAACAGGCCUGCAGGGAGAAGCCGGACCACGGGGCAUGAAAGGGGACCCCGGUGACAUUGGUUCACCCGAUACUAGCACCAAUCCAGCAGGAGGACCUACUUACAUCCGAUGGGGGCGCACUACUUGUCCAGAACAUGAAGGCACUGAGUUUGUGUAUCAAGGAUUUGGAUCCGGAGCAGCUUCCACACAUAAGGGUGGAUCUUCCGACUUCUUGUGCAUUCCUUCUACUCCGGAUUGGGCUGACACUUUCAACGAUGCAGGAAACUCCCACUCCUAUCUGUAUGGAAUGGAGUACGAAGUAGCAUCAUUUGACCCAUUCUCACACGAAAAUGCCGAGUUUAUCAACCAGCGUGACGUACCGUGUGCAGUGUGCCGUCUCACAAACCGUGGAACACAUCUUCUGAUUCCGGCUAAGAGAGAAUGCCCCCAGAACUGGACCCAAGAAUAUCAAGGCUUCCUCAUGUCCGGACUCUACAGCAGUGAGCAGCGCAGCCAGGCGGUGUGUGUAGAUGAAGCACCCGAGGUUAUCCCCAGUAGUCAAGCCAGUAGCGCCGGGGCGCUGCUUUACAUCAUGGAAAUUCAGUGUGGCUCAAUCCCAUGUCCCCCAUACGUUCAACUCCGUGAAGUGACGUGCACAGUCUGCAGUGUGUAGAACUAUUGCAGUUACUUUCAUUGUUCUACUUCAUCGCUGUUUUACUUCAUUGCUUUUUAUACAGAAAUAUUACUCGGUAUGCUAUUAUAGUCGGUUUUGUUUCUUAUUCAAUCACCUGCCAGUGCUAGUUUCAACGUCGUCCUCCCCCCCAUGCAUGAGGCUGCCGUGUAUAAAGAGUAUUUUGUCCCUAUCGUAAUGACAAGGAUAUUAUUAUCGAAAAUAAACAAAAUGUUUCAAUCUAAAUGCUCACUGGUUACAAAAGUCCUGCCUGUAUAAAUCCAGAAUACUUGUCCAAGACCCGACAGCAGUGCUUAUGUUAUUUGCAGUAAUCGGAAUAAGCAGGACGCCCCAGGCCGACGACAAGAAUUGUUUUUGUGAAUUUAUGUAUAUCGCAAGCUUUCUUUGAUGGUUCAAGUGAUUAUUGAAAACGUUUUGUUCUCUAUCACCCUCUCUUUUGGCAGGUAUAUUCGUAUGGUGGUUGGCAUCAUAUCAUUUUCGAAUCAAUGAAUACAUUCACAUGUCUCGGGAAAAUACUGAGUAUACAGUGCUAA